AACUGUACAUACAAUAGAAGUUCAAAACAUAAUCUCUACUGAUGCAAUAAACAUUCAAAAUGUAAUCUUCACUAACUCUGCGACUUCAUUACUCAUAUUGGUCUCCCCUGUUUCUGACAACACUACCAAUGCCACGGGUUUAACAACUUCUUCAAAAAAUGUUUCAGCAGUUUGGGAACACUUUACUAUAUUAUCAAAAGAAUCAAAGGCAAAAUGCGAUCAUUGCAGAAGUCUUUUAGCCUAUAAAAAAGGCACCGGAAUAUCACAUCUCUGGCGCCAUCUCAAAUCUUGUACUAAAUAUAAAAGAAAUAACUCAUUGGAUAUAAUAAUUCAAGAUAAAUUAUGUUUUCAGUUUGUUGAAAAAGCUGGCUUUCAUAAAUUUUUAAGUUCAGUUUUACCUUGCUUUUCUAUGAGUGCUGAUACUGUAAAUUCGAAUAAUACUGCAAUUCGCGAAUUUAUUGAUUCUGCUUUGCAGGAUUCAAUUACUAUCAAAAAAGAACUUUUUCAUAAUUGCUGUCUUGCUCACAUUUUAAACCUUAUUGUAAAAGAUGGAUUAAAAAAAAUUUCUGAGUUGAUUGUAAAGUAUGUAACAAAUAGUGAAGAUAGUAGUAUUGUAUCAUCAUUCGAAAGUCAACUUGAUGAUUUUUUCGAAUAUUUUAAAAAAGCCCAAACUAGUCAACCCGAUUCGCUUCAGGAAGUCAAGCAGUAUCUUGAUGAAAAUAUUGUUAAUAAGACUACUAAUGUUCUUGAAUGGUGGAGGCUUAAUAAAAGCCAAUUUUCUAAUUUAUCUGCAAUAGUUCAGGAUAUUCUAGCCAUACUAGCAACAAGCAUUGCGUCUGAGCAGAUGUUUAGUUGUGCUGAUUGUAUUAUUGAUGAUAAAUGCACUUCCUUAAAUUCAAGUACAAUAACUGCAUUAAUGUACUAA
Molecule: messenger RNA, 925 nt
Organism: Dentiscutata erythropus
Lineage: Eukaryota; Fungi; Glomeromycota; Glomeromycetes; Diversisporales; Gigasporaceae
Source: the annotation of a GenBank genome assembly